Molecule: messenger RNA, 1030 nt
Organism: Suillus paluster
Lineage: Eukaryota; Fungi; Basidiomycota; Agaricomycetes; Boletales; Suillaceae
Product: tropomyosin
Exons: 5
Coding region: 268-753 (161 amino acids)
Biological process (GO): mitotic cytokinesis; actin filament organization
Cellular component (GO): actin filament; actomyosin contractile ring
Molecular function (GO): actin filament binding
Source: RefSeq, a predicted model, not a curated record
UUGCGCGACCGGUGCGCUCAUCGGAACAGAGACGCCAGCAAGCCAGCUUCGUCUCAAGGAACCCAGAUUUGACCUAUCAUGAUCGGAAAAGGCAAGUACUUCAUGCUCCAUUUCAGCUUUCCCACGAUAUAUUCCCAUUUAAGCUGACUCUGUUGGCUACUGGCAGUGCCCAGCAAAGUGCCUGUUCAAGUCAGCUUGUCUCCUCGUUCUCCACCACCACCACCACCACCACCAUCGUAUAUACCAUCUGCACGCCCAUCAAACACAAUGGAGAAGAUCAAGGAGAAAAUGAACCAGCUGCGCUUCGAGGCAGACAAUGCGGUCACUCGUGCUGAAGAUGCAGAAGCCAAGAACAAGAAAUACGAUCAGAUUAUCCUUGAAAAGGAUCAGGAGAUUACUUCAAUGACUCACAAGAUCUCGGUUCUUGAGGCAGAGCUUGACAAGGUGGACGCGAAACUUGCCGAAGCCAAGGCCUCACAGGAGGAGGGUGAAUCAUUGAAGAGCACGAACGAGAACCUUACAAGAAAGAUUGCACUACUGGAGGAGGAACUGGACGCUGCUGAGAAGAACGUGAAAGAAACGAUGGAGAAGCUGCGGCAAGUGGACGUCAAGGCAGAACACUUCGAACGUCAAGUCCAACGCGUUGAGCAAGAGCGCGACCAAUGGGAGAAGAAGUUCGAGGAAAUGCAACAGAAAUACAAAUCGUCCCAGGCAGAACUGGACAACAUGGUUGCUAACAUGGAGUCGAUGUAAUCAUCCUCUUCGUGCUUUCUCCUCUUUUGCGCUCUCCAUAUAGAGCUUCGAUCUUGACUAUCUCACACCACAGCCCACUCAUGGUGGUCAUGACCCUCUACACGAUAUUCUCAUAAUUCUUCUAUCAGGAAUAGUGUUUGAUUAUUUAACUGAAUGGAUUCUUGCCUCAGAUCUUGUGGCCGAUUGCGCGAUCUAGUACUCUCUUCUCAGUGAGUUCCUUGUUUUGACUCCACUAGCACGUUAGGGGGUUCAAAGUCAUGAUUACAUAAGUUGUGAG